GUGGGGUCUGACCAGGGUCCUAUAUAGCUGUAACAAUACCUCUUGGUAAUGUGCAAGUCGUACUUUCCCCAGAAGAGAUCCCAGUGAUCCAUAAAUCUCAACCCUUGCUCCCUGCACCAGUUCCUCAGCCACGCACUCACCUACCAAAUCAUCCUAUUCUACCCUCACUGCAGCGUGGCACAGGUAGCAAUCUAUAGAUUACUACCCUGAAAGUGCAGUUUCUCAGCUUACUACCUAGCUCCCUAAAAUCUCUCUUCACAACCUCCUCACCUUGACUACCUAUGUCAUUGAUACCAAUAUGUACCAAGACUUCUGGCUGCUCUCCCUUGCCCUUCCUUGUGAAUGCCAUGGACCCGAUCCGUGACAUCCCUGAUCCUGGCACCAGGGAGGCAACAUACCAUCCAGGUGUCUCCAUCUCACCCACAGAAUUUAGCCUGUUCCUUUGACUAUGCAAUCUCCAAUCAACACUACAAUUCUCUUCACCCCUCUUCUCUUCUGAGCCACAGCACCAAACUCCAUGCCAGACACCCAGUCACUGUGAUCCCCUCAUAAGGUCGACCCCUCAUUUGUAUUUAGAAUUGUAAAUUUAUUAUUGAGGGAACGGCCACUGACUGUGCAUUCCUCCUCCUUCUCCUGACACUCACUCAGUUACUGUCCCUGCAAUCUAGGAGAGACUACCUUCCUGUAGCGCCUCUCUACCCCCUCCCCAUUCUCCCGUAUGAAUCGAAGUCAUUGAGCUACAGCUCAGUGCACCCGAUGCAGACGUGUUUAUCUGGGAGAGAGAUGGUCCACACUCUUCUAUCGGGUUCUUUCUUCCCCAGCUCUUGACCUUCACUCACCUGGCUUCAUCUAUCACCUUUCAAGCUAGCCUUUUUCCCUCCCCCAACCCCAUCUUUUUAUUCUGGAAACUUCCCCCUUCCGUCUUAGUCCUGACGAAGGGAUGGGAACGAAAUGUCAGCCGUAGCCGUACAGUCUUUUCCAUAGAUACUGCCUGAGCUGUUGCGUUCCUCCAGCGUUUUGCGUUCACAGUCCGCGACCAGGCGAUUAAAUGAGCAUGCGUACGGGUAGCAGACAGGUCCGGCCGGGGACAGCGCGCAUGCGCUUGAACAGUGAACAAAGGCUCCUGGAGAAUCGGCAGCAGGUCCUCCAGAUCCAGCAACAUCCUUGCAAAUUUUCUCUGUCGCCUUUCAACCUUGUUUACAUCUUUCCUGCAGGGUAGAAAUGGCAAAAAAAUUCUGUAUGGAAAUCUCAAACAACACGCCAGUUUUAUUGUCUCUGUACAGAUAAUUAAGGAGAGACCAGAUACUUCCUUCGUGACACCAGUAUAUCAGUUGUUGAUCCUUGGCAAUGAAGAAGUAUGUCAUUCCAGCUGGAAACAUGUUUUGUACCUAAAAUGAGGUUUUCUGUUAUAAUUCAGUGAAAUCCAAUGGAAUCAGGGUGCUGAGAACACACCAGCAUUUAUUCACUGGAGAUCAGUUCUUUAACUGCAUUGGUUGUAUGAGGGAUUCACUACGUCUGACAUCUGACUUGAUGAGUUGACAGAAUUGAUAGAGAACUGUGGGAAGGGAUUCACUCAGUCAUCCCACCACAGACACCAGUCAGUUGACACUGGGGAGAUGCCAUUUAUUUGCUCUGAUUGUGGGAAGGUGUUCACUCACUCAUGCCACCUACGAAGACACCAACGAGUUCACACCGGGGAGAGGCCAUUCAUCUGUUCAGACUGUGGGAAAGGAUUCACUCAGUCGUCCAGCCUGCUAACACAUCAGUCAGUUCACACUGGGGCGAGGCCAUUCUCGUGCUCUGAUUGUGGGAAGGGGUUCACUCGGUCAUCAUAUCUACGGAGCCACCAAUAUGUUCACACUGGGGAGUGGCCGUUCACUUGCUCAGACUGUGGGAAGGGGUUUACUUGGUCAUCUGAACUGAAGAUACAUCAGCGAAUUCACACUGGGGAGAGACUGUUCACCUGCUCAGAUUGUGGGAAGAGGUGUACUCGGUCAUCUGAACUGAAGGUACAUCGGCGACUUCACACUGGGGAGAGGCCUUUCAUCUGCUCAGACUGUGGGAAGGGGUUUACUCAGUCAUCUGAACUGAAGGUACAUCAGCGAAUUCACACUGGUGAGAGGCCAUUCACCUGUUCAUACUGUGGGAAGGGUUUUACUCGGUCAUCUGAACUAAUGGCACACCAACGAGUUCACACUGGGGAGAGACCAUUCACCUGCUCAGACUGUGGGAAGGGAUUCAGUCAGUCAUCCAACCUACGGAAACACCAACGAGUUCACACUGGGGAGAGACCAUUCACUUGCUCACACUGUGGAAAGGGAUUCAUUUUAUCGUCUGAACUGAAGUUACACCAAAGAAUUCACACUGGGGAAUGGCCAUUCACCUGCUCAGAUUGUGGGAAGGGGUUCAGUCAGUCAUCCCACCUACUGACACACCAGCCAGUUCACACUGGGGAGUGGCCAUUCACCUGCUCAGAAUGUGGGAAGGGGUUUACUCGGUCGUCUGAACUGAAGAUACAUCAGCGAAUUCACACUGGGGAGAGGCCAUUUACCUGCUCAGACUGUGGGAAGGGGUUUACUCGGUCAUUUGAACUGAAGGCGCAUCAGCGAAUUCACACUGGGGAGAGGCCAUUCACCUGCUCAGACUGUGGGAAGGGAUUCAUUCACACAUCCAGCCUACAGACUCACCAGCGAGUUCACACUGGGGAGAGGCCAUUUUCCUGCUCUGAAUGUGGGAAGAGAUUCACUCAGUCAUCUACCCUACAGAGGCACCAGCAAGUUCACUCUGGAGAGAGGCCGUUCAUUUGCUCAGACUGUGGAAAGAGCUUCAGUCAGGCAUCCGACCUUCUGGUGCACUUCCAAUUUCACACUGGGGAGAAAAUUUAAAUAAACUGCAUGCUGAAGAAUUAACCAAUGCAUUUGCUGAAUCCAGAGUUAAGUUUCAAAGUGACUGUUGGUGUCGAACUCUGCAAUUAUUGCUGCUGUUCAUCAAACCCAGUUUUGCACCCUGGUCACUGGGCAUGGAAGGAGUUUCUUCUGCUGAUGUUCACCUUUAAUGGGACUGGAGUUUAAUAUUCUGGAUCUGUGAUAAAUAAAUCAGUCAUAUUUUAAACUCUA
Messenger RNA from Mobula hypostoma (lesser devil ray), 3116 nucleotides. RefSeq names its product zinc finger protein 229-like. NCBI's taxonomy places the organism in Eukaryota, Metazoa, Chordata, Chondrichthyes, Myliobatiformes, Myliobatidae. The record is from RefSeq and is a predicted model, not a curated record. The coding region runs from base 1617 to 2885 and encodes 422 amino acids. The transcript has 3 exons.